GGGGGCUGCGCUCGAUUCGCUGUCCAGAACGUUCCGCACAGUCAGAACAGCAAUAAAGUACACUGGAACAGUGUCCGGAACUUGUCCAGGCUGUGCCCGCGAAAUAGGUGGUGCAGCUGGAACAGUGACGUCACAAACAUGGCUUCCUCGAACUUUUACAGGUGUAAUUGCGGUGUUUUCUUCUGCACAUUAGCAGCAGCAAUGCAACACAGAUGUACUAAAGCUGUUGCUGGUGAUACUGCUACAUGCUCGAGUGCCAGCACCACAAGUUCGAGAAACAUUGAAGAUGUUGGAGACAGUGAGGACAGGACAAUGUUUGAAUGUGAUGUCUGUAAAGGAUGGUUUUUGGACAUGAAGACUUUUGACCGCCAUGACUGUAUCAUGAAUACCGGUAAUGCUUCUAACGAAAGUCCGCUUGCAGCAGCAUCAUCAUCAUCAUCAUCAGAGAAAGGUAAUCCUAUAAGCACAUGUACAUGGAACAGAAAAGCAACCCUGAUGCUUAUUGAUUUAUACAAGAAACUGGAAGAAAGUGUUUCAUCUGGUAAGAUGAAAAAGAAAGUACUUUGGGAAAAAAUAGCAAAAGAACUGCAAUCAGAGGGUUACAGUUUCUGUUGUGAUCAAGUUUCUGGAAGGUGGAAGUCUCUGAUGAGAGCUUACAAAAACGUUAAAGACCACAAUAAGAAAAGUGGCAACAACCCAAAAACCUAUGAAUAUGAGGAAGAACUGGAUGAAAUUUUUGGGCAGAAUCCCUGUAUAGUACCAAAAUUUACACUAUCUACCAACUCAUCAAAAAGACCCUUAGGUGAUGAUAGUGAUGAUAAUAAUGAUGAUGAUGAUGAAAGUGUUUCAAGUAAUGAAGCCAGGAAAGCUAACCCUCCAAAACAGCAAAGAAAGUCAAGCGCGAAUGAAAUUGUUGAAGUUUUCAAGAGCUAUAUUGCUGAUCAGGAAAAGAAACAGAAGGAAGAAAGGGGUAUGAGGGAAAGAAUGCACAAAGAAAGAAUGAGUGUAAUGACCAGUCUAAUACAAGUACUAAAAGGAAAAAAUGAAGAUGAUAAAUAAGAAAAAUGUGUUGUAUGCAUGGAAGAUGGAAAGCAUCCAAAUUGUGUUUUUGUGGACUGCGGUCACUUGGUUGUGUGUAUGGACUGUGGAUCAAGAUGCAACACAUGCCCAGUUUGUCGGGAGGAAAUAAAGCAGAGAAUCAAAGUGUUUCCAUGAGUUUGUAAAACAACAGCAAAUAUGAAACAAAACUUUUGAUUAUUCACCUGAAAAUGUUGGAAAGAUUUGGUGUGGUAAAAUGGUUGUUACGUUUUAUUCAUAAUUCUCUUGUUUACUCAGACAGGAAGUGCAGUUUUUAAUGUGGUACAAGUUAUUGUUUUUAUUAAUAAUUAAACUCAUUUGUCUACAAUUUUCUUAUUUAAGUUGAUAUAUGUGGCCAGAUGCUGCUUAAGGAAGGAGCAACUGCAAUAUUAUUUCUUUCAUAAAGCAUGACUUUACUUAUGGAUGUCUUUUAUGCUGCAGGUAAUCAGGGCCUGUUGUGAAAUGUAAUUAUUUUUAUUUGCCAAUAAAUGUACCCAUUAUGUGUCAGAUGAUUCAGGCCCAUUUUGACUCUUUUUCAUUGUAUUCAAUCAAACAUUCCAUUUUUUUUUCAUUAUAUAUUUAUUUUGCUAUUGUGCCAAAUUUAUAUGAAUAAUACUAUAUUUUAAUAUUGUGAAUGUCACCAACUGUAAUGCAUCUCUAUUAUGCUUACUCGGGUGUUAUAUCUACAUGUAAUAUUCAUUACAUUGUUUUUAAAGGAAACAGAUAGUUUCUUAUCUCAUUCUCAGUAAAAACAUUUUGUUUUUUCAAAUUGUACAAGACAGAGGAUUUAGUUUGCAAAUAUAUAAACAUUUAUAUAUGCAAUAUGUUCUGAUAAAAUGUACUUUAAUAUGUACAUUAGUAUUUCAUGUCUUGGAAUUAAAGAUUUGAAACUCUUUAGUAUUUUUUU
Molecule: messenger RNA, 1984 nt
Organism: Pecten maximus
Lineage: Eukaryota; Metazoa; Mollusca; Bivalvia; Pectinida; Pectinidae
Product: trihelix transcription factor GT-1-like
Exons: 3
Coding region: 139-1059 (306 amino acids)
Source: RefSeq, a predicted model, not a curated record